This is a messenger RNA of Coniosporium apollinis CBS 100218, 1206 nucleotides long. RefSeq lists its product as uncharacterized. The record is from RefSeq and is a predicted model, not a curated record. NCBI's taxonomy places the organism in Eukaryota, Fungi, Ascomycota, Dothideomycetes. Bases 1 to 1206 code for a protein of 401 amino acids. The transcript has a single exon.
AUGCCCAGCAGGACAUCUGGAUCCGGAGUAUUGACGCUGCAGACCCAAUCCACCACCUCCUCUCCUCGCCAUUCCGGAUAUUACGACGACUUCGACAAGAAGAGCGUCAUGUCGGCAAACUACAUCCCCUCCCGCCCCCUCACCGUCGCCAUACCUCGCAACAUCGCUCAAGGCCCAUACUGCCCUCGUCGGCCAAACCUCUCCGAGAUACUCGCAAACACCGCACCUCCGCCAUGGACCCUUAGUGCCUUCAUGGCCUACCUAUCACAGAACCACUGCCUGGAGACGCUAGAGUUCACAAUGGACGCAUCCCGAUAUCGGAAGCACUACAACAAGAUGGCGAACCGAACACCCGGCGUUCCCAUAUCUCCCACCAGCGAAGAGUGCGUGUACGUCAAGAUGCUCUGGCAGCGACUGCUAGAAGCGUACAUCGCGCCCAACGGCCCCCGCGAAGUCAACAUCCCCGGCGACAUCCGCGACAAGAUCCUCGCCCUCGCCGACUCUCCCGUCCCACCAGGCCCCUCCGCCCUCGAACCUGCCGUGCAGAAAGUUCACGAGCUGAUGGAAGAAUCCGUCCUGGGCCCCUUUCUCAACAGCGUCAGCGCCCAAUCUGCACACCCUGGCACCUUCAACACCUCCGCCGAGGACCUGCGCGCCCAGACCCGCUCGUAUGACGACACCUCCGUCUACCGUCGCAGCCGCAGGGGCUCACCGCCGCCUCACUCCAUGUCGGUCGACAGCCCUGCGUCUGCGUCAGUCGCUUUCAACCGCGUCAGUGCCCCCUCGUCCAUCUCGACGACGUUCGGAGGUAUCUCCCGCGGCUUCGGCGGCCACCACAACCGUUUCUCGACGCAGCAUUCGAACCGCACGAGCGCCGUCACGCCCGUCUCGGCCAACUCGUCGAACAGCACCAACGUCGCCAGCGAUGCGGGAAUGACGGACAGCAACAGCGCGCUGUCGAGCCCGACGAUGAGCAACCUCUCGGAUCCGAUGACGCCGCCUACCACGCCGCCCAUGAGUGAUUAUGGCUACGGUGGCACGGGGCCGCCGGUGGGCGGGACGCCGAGUCCGCGGAGUAGUCGGCAUGAGGGCGGUGGUGGGGGCGGCAUGGGGAAUAGUUGGAAGCGGGUUAGUAGUAAGUUGGGCUGGAAGAAGAAGAGUGUGGGGGGGUUGAGGGAAGAGGAGGUUGAGGGUGCGAUGUUCUAA